UAGCGUACGAUGGGUGAAAGUGGGUCAGUAGGGCCUCUUCAGAUAGGAAGGUUGUUUAGCGAAGAUGCCACAGUUUGCCGUGGGUCACCAGGCCGAAGACACUGACGGUGUGACCGUCAACCCUCAUUGGGAUGGAGACUUCUCAGAUGCUGAAGAUUUCAUUGAUGGCUUUCCUGACGCAGUUUUGCUUCUUGCUGGGCUAUCCUGCAUCCUGGAGGACUUACCAGCCUUUGUUCUUGCCGGGGCCACAGUACUGCCCGGACACUGGUAGGACAGUCUGCACCGCUGUCGACUACUACCCAACAGAUCAAAUCUUCCAUCUUCUCACGAGCUCCAGAUCUCAAGUAUUCAACCUCACUUCGCUUUUCGUAGACGAAAGAAAAGGAGAUGUUGAACCUAACAUUGCUCUGCUACCAACUCCACAACCUCAUUAUCAUGACGGAUACCAGCCUCCACCAGGAGGUCGUUUUUCGCCAAACGGAUAUAACAAUUGGAACACACCAACAAGUGACAAACCUGCAACAGGUUUCCAAGCAGACCGUUGGAGACAAGUUGGACAGAAUGGCAACCGACAGCUGGCUCCAGGAACACCAAGAAGUCCCUACAUGCCAGGAUCGGAACGGCAAUCUAGAGCGCAAGUUUUGAAUAACCAGAGACGGACUAUAAACAUGGGAAGGAGUCCUCCUUCCACUCAAAGACUUAAUUAUAAUGAGCGUUCUGGACCUAGUAGUCGUCCUGUUGCUGAAGAUAAUUAUAAUGUAUAUGGAAACCGUGGAGUAACACAGUAUAAUAGGAUAGAGCCUCAACAGAUCAUACCUUACGGAAAUCAAUUUGGACAGGAUAAUUUCACCCGAUUUCAUCAACAGGACAUACCGCCGCAAGAUCCUUACCAAAUACAACCACCUCAGACACAGUACAGUGUGAAAGGCCACAAUCCCUACACUGAUGUCACGAUGAGACCACAAACAAUAAGUAAUUGGAAAGGUUCUCCUUCUUACAACACAAAAACUGGGACUAGUGAACCUGUACAAAAUGGCGCAGAACAAAGAGACGGUCAGUUUUCCAGACUGCAAACUAUGGGAAGAAGGGAGAGGAGAAACGAAGAUGUGGAAGUCGCUUGUCAGGUACGGUCUACAUAUGUGCCUCCUAGAGCUGCUUUAAAUGAUAAUUCCGAGUGGAAGUACAUCGUCAACGUCCCCGAAAGGGAUAGAAGAUUUACGCAAUAUAUCAGAGUUGAUAUUUGUUUGAAUCCGGGUGACCCCUGUUCUUCACGCCUCUCUUUGCCAUUUGGAUUCGAAAGUCGCUGCAGACAAAAGUACAUAAAAAAGAAAUUAUUGUCUUUGAAUGCAGAUGGUCAAGGAACAUCGGAAGAUAAUUUUUUCAUUCCAUCCUGCUGUGUCUGUGAAAUAACGCGGCAAAACAAAAAGAAGUGAACAUAUCCACUGACAAUGGAAAGUAAAUAGAUAGUGCCAACUCGUGCAGUGACACCAAAAACACCCAUAAGUUAUGAAUUUCUUUUUUUACUUAAAAAAAAAAAAAAAGUAGAAUUCGUGUUGUUGAAAGUUCGUCCUGUAGUGAAUGAAAUUAUCAAGGAAGAAAUGUCCAUAAAGCAAGGUUAAAUUUAAGUGAAUACAUUCCAACAUGUUUCAAAGAAUUGUAGUGUUAAAAGGUCCAUUAUAUGUGUAUGAAUGUUAUAAUUGCUUGUUGUUUUGCACUUAUGGAAAUGUGUUGUAUAUAUUUCUAUUUCUUUUGUAGAACUUCUAGGUAUAAAAUAGAUAUAAAAAGUAACUACUAAUUUCAAAUGGAAUAUUUUUUUAAUUUUAAUAUUUAGAAACACCAAGCGCACACUCAUGACAAAUAUCACAUUAAAGAAGUCUGAAUUUGCAUAAAUAAAGCUCAACUCUUUUCACGCGAAUAAAUAACAAUAAAUUAAAUCUUCUCAUAUUUCAUUCAUUAUUUUUAUAAUGGCUAGUAAAAUCAUUGGUCAUUUCAGAUUUACAGUUAUAUGAUUGUUUAAAUAUGUAUUUCGAUACAUUAAUUAUGAGUUAAAGAUGAGCAGUUAAUGAAAAAAAAAAUAAUUAAUAUAUUUCUACGAAUAAAUUGGAAAUUA
Argiope bruennichi is the source of this 2110-nucleotide messenger RNA. RefSeq names its product protein spaetzle 5-like. Bases 132 to 1433 code for a protein of 433 amino acids. Gene Ontology annotation, biological process: regulation of Toll signaling pathway; central nervous system formation; innate immune response. Gene Ontology annotation, molecular function: Toll binding; growth factor activity. The transcript is spliced from 5 exons. The record is from RefSeq and is a predicted model, not a curated record. Lineage: Eukaryota; Metazoa; Arthropoda; Arachnida; Araneae; Araneidae. Gene Ontology annotation, cellular component: extracellular region.